Molecule: messenger RNA, 2374 nt
Organism: Spodoptera litura
Lineage: Eukaryota; Metazoa; Arthropoda; Insecta; Lepidoptera; Noctuidae
Molecular function (GO): oxidoreductase activity
Source: RefSeq, a predicted model, not a curated record
AUCUGACACAAGUCGUGUCGUGUAAAUUACAUUUUAUCUUGUAAGUCGUGUGAAAUAUUUUACAAUAUAAGUAGUUUAUUAGUGUUUUAAUAGUCCAUUUUGUGUCAAACGGGAAUCGACUGAGUGUUUUUUUCUAAGUUGUCGUGUUGUGGCUGAUUAUCUACAGUCAUGCCUGAAGUGAAGUUAGAGGAGGUACGGCGGUUCAUGGAGGACAGUCUGAAGGCUGUUGGAGCUCCGGAGUCGGAGGCGAAGGCCCACGCCGACCUACUGAUGCAUGCAGACACUGUGGGUCAUUACAGCCAUGGGUUGAAUAGACUCGAAUUCUACAUUAAUGACUGCCAGUCUAAGGCGUGCGUGCCUACAGCUAAACCGGAGAUCCUGAAGGAAUCUGGAGCCACAGCUUGGGUGGACGGUCAUAAUGCACUUGGUGCCACCGUCGGCAACUUCUGCAUGGACUUAGCCAUCAAGAAGGCGAAAGAAUGUGGCGUUGGAUGGGUUUGUGCCAGAAGGAGUAACCACUUCGGCAUGGCUGGCUACUGGGCGCUGCAGGCGGAGCGCGAGGGUCUCAUAGGCCUGGCCUUCACCAACUCGUCUCCAAUCAUGGUUCCUACCAGGUCAAAACAGAGAGCGCUGGGAACAAAUCCUAUUGCGAUGGCUGCACCUGCGACUGAUGGUGAUAAACUUGUGGUGGAUAUGGCUACCACCACAGUAGCCAUGGGGAAGAUUGAAGUACAAAUUCAUAAAGAAGAGCCUUUGCCCGCUGGUUGGGCAUUAGGACCUGACGGCAAGCCAACUACCGACGCCAAGGCUGCGUUCCAAGCUGGUCGUCUGAUGCCGCUGGGUGGGGAGGAGAAGACCAGUGGAUACAAGGGUUAUGCCCUCAGCGCCAUGGUAGAACUCUUCUGCAGUGGAUUAUCAGGGUCAAAUUCGACGCACAACAUUCGUGGCUGGGAGUUGGAUAGCAUCCAAGGGCCACCAGAUUUGGGCCAGUGUUUUGCUGCCAUCAAUCCUGAAUGCUUCGCUCCUGGCUUCGGGGACAGAGCUGCUGACUGUCUCAACACCUGGAGGAACCUGGAGCCGGUUGAUCCAUCCCUUCCAGUUUUGGCUCCAGGAGACAAAGAGCACCACAUUGGAGAGGCGACUCUAGCCAAGGGAACUGUGAACUAUCCUCAGAGGCAGUUAGAGGCUAUGGAGACCAUGGCUAAGAGGAUCGGUGUGAAACCCAUACAAGUUGUUUAGGGGUAAUCCAAAUGUACACGAUUGUAAAAGCUGCUACAUUAUGUGUUACGGCGGGUUCGAUUCUUGCACGGGACUAUCUUUGUAUGAUCCCUAAAUAGUGAGAUUGUUGUGUGUAAAUUUGUAUGUUUGCAAACCCACUCAUAAAACGGGAGAGUCCUAGUAAUACCUAUUUAUAUAAAAAGACAGUGUUGUUCUAUUUUUACUUUUAUUUUUGUCAAGAAGUCAAGCCUUCUUUACUUGUAUGAAGGUGUUUACACAUAAAAUGUUAACCUUAUUAUAGUAUUUUUAUGUUAAAAACUGGUUUUGUAUUCAGGAAGACGAUAAUGCGUAGGUUUAGUUACUUUGAUGAGCAAAAUAAUAAAAAACAAGUUAUAUUCGGUCCAUUAUUAGUAAGGUUCCCAUGAAAUUAAUUAAAAUUGUUUACUGUUUUGACAAGUACCUUCAGGUGUGUUCUUAUAUUCGGGGCCUAUAGGUACCUAGACAUUAAAUUAAAUAUUUGACGGUUAUAAGUUAAAUUCACAGCUGUAUACCGAACUCCUAGACCUACUGGUAGGGUGAAUUUUGACGCUGAAAUAUGUGAGAGGCUGGAGUCUGGAGGCGAUUAAAACUCAUAUUAACGACGCCUAAAGAACCUAUCUACUAUCAUUACUUAUUUAUUUAUAUCAAAAUCAUUAGUGUUAUUCAUUACUAAGCUACUUUUAACUAGUAGUCUAGUGGAAUAUAAUGAAAGGGCAAUAUUUUAUAAGCCUCCAUCUUUACCAUCUUUAAGCCCUUUACGUUAACCAAAGAGGUAGGUUGAAAGAUGCAUAUAUUUUCUACCUGGCUCUGCAACCAUUUAAGUUAUAAUUAAUGACUUAAUUAGCAAUCAGAUAUAAAUAGCUCUCAUUGCGUUAAAUACAGCAACCUGCGUCAGCAAGACAUUGAUAAAUAUAUCAACUGGUUUGUUUGUAGAAAAGAAGUUAAGAACCUUAUUUAUUUAUUUUUUUUCUUCUUUGGCAACCGAGUCUCCAAAACGGUGUUGUCGACUAUACUGCCAAUGUCGAGAACCUUAUAUUAACUGGUGUUGUUAAGGUGACAGUUGAUAAGUGAAUUGUUGUGGUCCUUAUGCCCGAAUACUGAAACGUUACUCAAUUUU